This is a messenger RNA of Phasianus colchicus (ring-necked pheasant), 2953 nucleotides long. The record is from RefSeq and is a predicted model, not a curated record. NCBI's taxonomy places the organism in Eukaryota, Metazoa, Chordata, Aves, Galliformes, Phasianidae.
ACUUCAUACACCAAGAUGACAAUGGAAGAGGAACCAGACGUUGGGUGCUGGUAAUAAUGCAGGAGCAAUGAGAACUGGUUACGAGCUGAGAGGAACUUCUGAUGCAGUUGUUGAAGUGUGAUAAGGAAUUAGUGCAACAUUUUAGAUCCGGACAGAAGUGGGAACAAUGCAGAUAGACAGGAAGCUAUAGUUAUACUUCAUAUAUUUGCAUAUACAAUAACAACCUGACGUGAGAGGCGAUGCAAGCUUACACCUGGUUAAGCACAUUAACACAGCGACUGUGUGACAAUGUGAAGGUUUGCAAGCUCAUCAAAACAGGUGUCGUAACACGCCCAGCCAGAAGGAUGCCAGUAGGAGAUGCCUUCUGAUAAUACCAUAGCCACAUGUGACCAAUCCUCUGCCUGAGCUGCAUGAGUUUGCUAUGAGCAGGAGAGCAGCUCUGUCACACGGCCACAUAAAGCACAGCUCCACUCUGCUGUGAGCCCAGAGUCCCACCAGUAGCUCCCCUCACACAGGUGUGUGGUCCUCAGCCAUGUGAGAUCUGGGACACAGGUGGAUCUUUGGAGCCCUGGCCACCUCUCAACCUGCCAGCAUUCUUACUGCAGCAUUUCCUCUAUGAGAACAUUUCCAGUUGAGCUCUACUAGUGACUAACACAUUUUAGAUACAUCAAUUCUUAAAUACAUAUCUAACUAGCUUAAAUAAAACCUACCACAAACCCCAAGCAACUUUCAGUUGAAUUAAGAUGGCACUACAUAUUUGAGUUAAAAGCACUUUUUUUUUUUUUUUUUUUCUUUUUAAUGGAAUUCUUCUGCUAUAAUUGAAACUUGCUAAAAUAUCAAGCCACGUUCAACGUCAGGGAGGAAAUUACUUCUAGUGUAAGUUAACCAACCAGCCCUGGAGGUGCCCAAUGCCGGGCUGGAUGCGGCCCUGGGCAGCUUGAGCUGUCGGAGGGCUGGGUGGGCUUCGAGGCCCCUGGCAACCCAACCAUUCUGUGGUCGUGUGACCCAUACUCCAGCUACGCCCAAUGACCGCCAGCCCUCAGGUGUCCGGGCAGCAGAGGCCAAGGUACGCACAGUGCAGACCCGGACCGAUCGCAGCUGUGCUGCAGGAGGCACGGGCAGCGCCGUCCCGCUGCAGGGCGGCACUCUCCUCCUUGUCCCCAGCCGGGAGGAACGCCUCUGCUUAACGACUGCCCGCUUACAUCCCCGGAGCCCCGUCAAAACUCCUCCCCAGCCGGGGCCGCACGGCAAUUCAACGCGCUGGCGCGAGUCCAGGCCGCAGCGCGGCGGCAAUAAGCAAACAACCGCGCUGAAUAAACAGCCGCUGUGCCCGCCAGCGCCGGGCUGCGGGAACGGGGAACGACCGACCGACGCACGUUACAGCAAACCUGGACGGACGUCGCGAUCACAGAGCUGCCGUAUCAGGACAUGGACUGGGACCAGUUUGACCUGAACCCGAAGGUGAUUGCUGCCCUUAAGAAAGCUGACAUAAAAUCAAUAAAAGAGGUGUUAAAUCUUUCUGGAGCAGACUUGCAAAGGUUGAUGAAGCUGUCCAGUGCAGAUGUGGAGUGUUUGCUGAAAACGGUUUCUCGCACUCUGAGGAAAAACUGUAUGCUUACAGCACUUCAGCUCUACCAAGAUAAGGAUUGUUUCUCCUCCCAGUGCCAGAAGCUAAGCCUGGGAUGUUCAGUGCUUGAUGACUUGUUGAAAGGUGGCAUUCCUUUAGUGGGAAUCACAGAACUUGCUGGGGAAAGUUCUGCUGGGAAGACUCAGAUUGGUUUGCAGCUGUGUCUUUGUGUGCAGUAUCCUUACAGAUAUGGUGGAUUAGAGUCGGGAGCUGUCUACAUUUGUACAGAAGAUGCAUUCCCAAGUAAACGUUUGCACCAGCUGAUAGCUCAACAGCAUAAGCUGCGUGCAGAUGUGCCACCUGAAAUCAUACAAAAGAUCAGGUUUGGGAACAGUAUCUUUGUUGAGCACGCAGCAGACCUGGACACCUUCCACAACUGCAUUACAAAGAAGCUCUCCCUCCUGCUCACAAGAGGCAUGGUGCGGUUAGUGGUCAUCGAUUCCAUUGCUGCUUUGUUUCGAUGUGAAUUUGGAGCUUCAGAGUCUGUUCUGAAGGCUCGUUAUUUGCAGACAUUUGGAGCACAGCUCCACGGCUUAAGCACCAGAUUCAGGACUCCAAUAAUGUGCAUUAAUCAGGUGACUGAUGCUGUGAGUGAGUCAGAAGCUGUGCAGUAUGGCUACAGAAUCCAAGAUAUUCCAUAUGAAAUUCAUACAUGCAGAAAUCUGUACUGGUUUCUUUAUAGUACUGCUGAGAGCAGAGUCUUUCCAGCACUAGGAAUAACCUGGGCAAAUCAGCUGCUAAUGAGACUGAUGGUCAGCAGAGUGCCACAACCUGAAACAACACCUGGAGCUGUGUCACACCACCCUGCAAGCCUGAGGACUUUAAGAGUAGUAUUUGCUCCUCAUCUACCUCCAUCCUCCUGCUGCUAUACAGUAAGAUUGGAAGGUGUGAAAGGAAUUAAGUUUCUCGAUGAAAUGACAGUGAAUACUAUUUGUAACAAAUGCCAUUUGUUCUGGGGUGAGAUGAACGGGACCUCCGAACUGGAUUUCUUCCAUUGCUGUAACCAACAGUAAUGAGACACGCAGAGCAAAAUGCUGCAUCUUAAAGCCAAUCUCAGAAAGCUUUAAGUUUGUAAUCAGAUACGAAAUCCACACAUCAAAAAAAUAUAUGUAUAAAACCAAAACUAUUUUCCUCAAAAUGACAAAUGAACAUUAAAAAAUAUUUUUUUUCUUCACUACUGACCUGGACUAAUCAGUGUACUGAGUCUAUCAGAAUGGUUUGAAAAACAUCAACUGUAAAUGUUCAAAAUCUACCUCGAAACCACUUAGAAAACCCCAACGCUGAUACAAAUAUUUCUAUGUCUGUGACAAUGUAAAGUUGUUAUAA